GGCACUGACCGAGUUUCUCUCUGAUGGCGAACGUCAGUGGCCUUUCAUGCACUGCCUGCUACUACGUAAGGGGAGCUUAGAGCUGGUAACGAUACCGUAAGGGGUUGGGCUAAGCUUCCCAGCCCGUAGCGGGCAGGCUGUUAAAAUGUCAGCUUUGCAAGAAAUCCCAUCACCAAUCAGCAACAUGCAGACAUCCAACUUUGCACAUGUGAUCUUUCAGAAUGUGGCUAAGAGUUACCUUCCAAAUGCCCCCCUUGAGUGUCAUUACACUCUCACUCAAUAUAUCCAUCCACAUCCAAAAGACUGGGUUGGUAUAUUUAAGGUUGGUUGGAGCACUCCUCGGGAUUAUUUUACAUUUCUUUGGUCUCUCAUGCCAGAAAAAUAUGUGGCAGAGUCCACUUGUAACUGUGUACUGACUUUUCAAGGAUACUAUCUUCCUAAUGAUGAUGGCGAGUUUUACCAGUUUUGCUAUGUAACCCACAAGGGAGAGAUCCGUGGUGCAAGCACACCUUUCCAGUUUCGGGCAUCUUCUCCUGUAGAUGAACUCUUAACCAUGGAAGAUGAGGGGCAUUCAGACAUGUUGGUUGUAACUACUAAAACUGGACUUCUUGAGUUAAAAAUUGAAAAAACCAUGAAAGAAAAGGAAGAACUUGUAAAAAUAACAACUGUGCUUGAAAAGGAAGUGCUACAGUUGAGAGAGCAUGUCGAAGGCUUAGAAAGUGAGUUUCUGCGGGAGCAAAAGAGAUCUGAACAACUAUCUUCAGAGCGAGAGGAAUUGUUUAAUGCAUCAGAAAUCUUAAGAAAUGAAAGUGAUGAAGCCAAAAGAAAAUGUAAGGAGAUGUCAGCUAAAAUUAUUCAGCUAGAAGAAGAUAUCAUGUUGGUGACACAGAAGGCAAUAGCAAAAGAAACAGAGUUGGACAGCUUGAAAGAUAAAUUAAAGAAAGUAGUACUGGAGAAAGAUCAACUGGAAUGUCAGCUGAAAUAUGAGAAGGAUGAAAAAGAUCUCUAUAAGGUUCAUUUGAAGAAUACAGAGAUUGAAAACACCAAGCUGCUAACUGAGGUCCAGACAUUAAAGAACUUGGAUACAAACAAAGAAAAUCUGAUUUCCCACUACAAGGAAGAGCUUGGCAAGCUGCAGAUUUGUCUAGCUGAUAAAGAAAAAAUGAAUAAAGAACUUCUGCAGAAUUCUUCAAAUAAAGAGGAUAUCGCCUUUUUAAAGCAACAGCUACGAAAAUUGGAGGAUCAACACCAAGCCAGCAGACAAGAAGUCUCUUUAAUGUCUAGGGAAUUGAGUGAGGCAGUAAAUAAACGUGAUAAAACCAUGGCCGAUCUCCACUCAGCCCGUCUUGACACAGACAGUGUGAGGAUGCAACUGGCUGAUGCUUUGGCUCAACUAAGUAUGCGAGAUGAGCAACAGCAGAAGUCCAACCCUUUUGCUAAAAAGGACCAGGGGGCAGACAAUAACAGAGUGGAGCAGGAGCUUCGCAAAGAGGUUGAAGACCUGAAGCUGAGAUUGCAGAUGGCAGCGGACCACUAUAAAGAUAAAUUUAAAGAAUGCCAGAAGCUUCAGAAGCAAGUAGUAAAACUCACAGAGCAGCUUAAAGCUACAGAAAAUCAGCAGAAAGAAAGAGAACUGUUUUGUGCUACAGAGGCUGCAGCUGUUACAGUUAUGAAGCAAUGUACUCCACCAGUGAGUCCGUUUACUUCUGAUUCUUUACCUGAAUUUGACAUUAGAGAGCAAGUGCGGGAAAUGAGCUUAGAAAUGGCUGAAAAAACAGAAAAAUAUCGCAAGUGUAAGCAAAUGCUGGCUGAAGAAAAAGCAAGAUGCAGUGCCUAUGCUGAUGAUGUUGCCAAGAUGGAACUAAAGUGGAAGGAGCAGCUCAAAGUCAACGACAGCAUCAAGCGGCAAUUGAUUGCUUUGGAUGAUCAAUAUAAAGUGCAGUCUGCAGAGAAAGAUCGAGAAAUAUGUGACCUGUCUUAUAGUAUUGAAACACUUCGUAAUGAAAAGGCGAAAAUGGAGAGAUUUAUAAAUGAUCUUGAGAAAAAACUGGAAAAACAAGCAGGCUGGGCUGCAAGUAACACACAGGGGCUGCAGUUCUUUAAUCCAUAUUGUGAUGAACACAGAUUAGCUCCUGCCAUUCCAGCUCAGCAGCCUCUUCUUCAGUUUGGAAAUCCAUAUGCAUCUCAAGAAACUAGAGAUGGAGCAGAUGGAGCUUUUAAUCCAGAUGAAGUCCAAGGACCUCCAGUAAGAGCUACCUCCUGGGGUCUCGAGGACAAGGUUGUCUGCAGUCAACCUGCUCGCAACCUUAGUCGGCCUGAUGGUUUGGAAGAUCCUGAUGAAAACAAUGCAGGCCUAAUUACUAAGGAUGAAGACGAUGAUGAUGAUGACGAUAAUGUAAAUUUUGAACAAACUCCUGAUCCUACACGCAUCGCCAUGCAUGACCAAUCAGGCUUCUGCUUUGAAGCAGGGUACACUAUGAAUAAGAAGUGCCCUCUCUGCCCAGUCUCAUUUCCCCCCAACUACGACCAGGGCCAGUUUGAAGCCCACGUGGAGAGUCACUGGAAAGUCUGCCCCAUGUGCAACGAGCAGUUCCCCCCAGACUGCGACCAGCAGAUCUUCGAGCGGCAUGUGCAGACCCACUUUGAUGGCAGUGUCUUGAAUUUUGACUAAAGCCGCCAUGCUUGUUGUAUGUUUGUAAUGUAGCGGUGAGGAGAUCACCUUAAAAACUAGGUGUGCAAUGUAGCUUAAAGCGUCACUCCCCAUCAGAACCAAUGGGGGCAAUAAAUCUGCUUGGAAGUAGGGAUCUGUCAUUACUUUCCCUUAAACAGACUAUAACGUAUGUGGCCAUGGGCUGUCCCUUCAUGAUUUCAUAUUCCUCAGUAUCCGCACUUGUCUGAACCCAUCCUUAGUCCCCUCAUUCAGGGCAAGCAAAAUGGCAGUUUCCAUUGAUAUAUACUUUAAUGAAAGCAGCAUAUGGCUUGGUUGCUGGUAAUAUGCUGUAAUUAUUUGCACAGACAUUUAUAAUAGAUUAAAGUCAAGUGAAUCCAUUAUUCUUAUACCUAUCUGUUUAGCGGAGAGUGGGAUAACCCACUUAUACACGAGGGGGUGGGAAACAUUUCCCUUUAGAAAUGUUCUGCAAUGAUUUAAACAUAAUUUCUUGCUUCUCUUACGAUAUGAUAGAUUUAACUUAGUGUUAAUUGCAGUUAAUCCUUUAAAGACAAGAGAGGCCACGGUGUAAAGGGCACAAAACCCAAAUGCUACCAGUGGUAGAAGAAGGGCAGUUCAGUGAUGGCAUAUGCUAGUUAGGGAGUAAUCCCAUUGGUCUGAUUGCAGCAUGUCUAUUUAUACUUCUGAUAAAGUGUUCUGUGGCGCUGGGAAAAAUCCACCCAUUGCUUUCUAUUCAUCUCUACCCUGAGGUAAUAUUACAUUAAUAGCUUGGUUAUUACAGGCGCUGUGUGAUACCCGGAGGAGCCCGCACACAACACUAAAGGGCAUAUUUAUCAAGCUGCGCAACAGAAGAAGUGGAGUUAUGAUGCACUACACAUAGCGAUAAGCUGGGAAUAAGUGGGAGGCGGAGAGUACAAUUCUCUGUGGUGGUUCCUUGUUUUGUUUAAUAAUUUACCUUUUAGCUCAGGAGAAAUUAUUGAGCAAAUUCAGGUGGAAUUUAUCAAGGUGUAGAGUUUGUUUCUGAAGUAAAACAUUUUAUACAGCUUGAUAAAUAGGCCCCUAAAGCUGAACUAUUAUUUGCAGAGUGAUGCAAAGUCAUUUGGUUCCAGCCGACAUAACUGGUUAUUAUGCAGUUGCCUGCCCAAGCCUAUUACAUGCCUGGAAUAAAUGCGCUGUAUGACAUGGCAGUCAGAUAAUAUCAUUUAUUUUAAGAAGGUUAAAGGGGACAUAUACUAUUUAACCUGUAACAUUGCUCAGAAUGCUCUUUUGAGCACUUUUGUAAUUUACAUUUUUUAAAAAGAUUUCAUGAUUUACACUGCUAAGAAAUCGGUGUUGCCUGAGUGCCCCCUGCUUUUUGGCUUCAGUGAGGGUCAAGCAAAACAGCAAGAGUUUACUGAAGCAUAAGCAUCUCUUGACACUUCUCUGCUCACUUCUACUGUCCCCUCAUACUGAGCAAUGGGCUGAGCCGCAGAGCAGCAAGAGACUCGUCCUACUCACAGCAAGGGGAACUUUAUCAUAUGAGCUACUAAUAUUGGGAAACCUUAAAAAUAUUACUGUUAAUUCCAAAAAUGCUUUAAAGAGCUUUCUAACAAUUUUACAUUGUAAAUGGUCCCCUUUACAGAAAUCAUACCAUAUUUAUGUUUUAACUCUUUCUUGUAAUGUCUGUAUAAAGUCUCUUUCUGUUCAGCCCAAGCAUCAUUUGCUUGAACACUAUUGUUCUUCUGUUUCAAAUAAAGAGAAAUCUGAGUGCAUCUGUGUAGCUUGGAGUCUCCACUGCAGUCUCUCCUGUUAUUUCUCUCCUCCCAUAUCUCUCUCUGUAUCUCGCUCUCCCCCCCCCAACUCUUUGCCUUUAUCUCUCCCUCCCAUAUCUCUCUCUGUAUCUCCCACCCCCCAUAUCUCUCCCUGUAUCUCUAUCUCUCCCUGUAUUUCUCUCUCUCCCCCCCCACCAUAUCUCUUUGCCAUUAUCAUUCCCUCCCAUAUUUCUCUCUGUAUCUCCCACCCCCCAUAUCUCUCCCUAUAUUUCUAUUUCUCUCUUCCUCUCUCUUCCCCCCCCCCCGUAUCUCUUUGCCUUUAUCUCUCCCUCCCAUAUCUUUCUCUGUAUCUCCCACCCCCCAUAUCUCUCCCUGUAUCUCUCUAUUUCUCCCUGUAUUUCUAUUUCUCUCUCUUACUCUCCCCCCGCCCCCCCCCCCCCGUAUCUCUUUGCCUUUAUCUCUCCCUCCCAUAUCUUUCUCUGUAUCUUCCCCCCUUUGUAUAUGUCUUUCCUGCAUCUCUGCCUUUAUCUCUCCAUGUUUCAUACCCCAGUAACGGCUACUUUGCGGAACUAUACAACUUGUGUCACAAAUUGUGUUUGAUUGAAUGCAGCCGAGUUUAACCUGGAUGUACGAGUGCAGCUUCUCCUGUAAAUUAAAUCAUUAAACUUUAUUCACCUCUAA
Messenger RNA from Xenopus tropicalis (tropical clawed frog), 5100 nucleotides. It is a transcript of the gene tax1bp1, whose product is annotated as Tax1 binding protein 1. The record is from RefSeq and is a predicted model, not a curated record. The coding region runs from base 146 to 2671 and encodes 841 amino acids. NCBI's taxonomy places the organism in Eukaryota, Metazoa, Chordata, Amphibia, Anura, Pipidae. The transcript has 18 exons.